Messenger RNA from Parathielavia appendiculata, 1339 nucleotides. Its product is annotated as NAD(P)-binding protein. Bases 289 to 1020 code for a protein of 243 amino acids. Gene Ontology annotation, molecular function: oxidoreductase activity, acting on NAD(P)H, oxygen as acceptor. Gene Ontology annotation, cellular component: intracellular anatomical structure. The transcript has a single exon. NCBI's taxonomy places the organism in Eukaryota, Fungi, Ascomycota, Sordariomycetes, Sordariales, Chaetomiaceae. The record is from RefSeq and is a predicted model, not a curated record.
UACGAUUCGUCGGGUCGGAAACAGGGCGCGCUAAGAAGCCAUCCUCCCGAGGCUUCCAAAGUCCGAGCAUUAGAUCCCGGCUGACAUGUUCCAACUCUCAUUCUCAUAGGGGGUCCUGCGUGGUAUUCAAGUGCAGACUUCGCUCACAUCUCGACCACAUCGAGUAUUUAUGUUGUUUCGCGCUGCAAACCAGACAGUUCUCCAUCCAUUCCGAUUCCCAACAGGACCGAUCAAACUGAAUAUUUCCCCCUUCCUUUCCAACUUUGCUUCCAUCAAACACUCGCCAACAUGCCCGCCUCAUCCCCCCGGAAAAGCAACGGUGUUGAAGUCUCCUCCUUUGUCAACAACCACAAUGAUACAUACCCCCAUAUCUCACCGGCCAUUGCGGACCUCUCGGGCAAAUCCAUGCUCAUCACCGGCGCGUCGAAGGGGUUGGGCAAGGCAAUCGCCAUCCGCUUCGCCAUGGUCGAUUGCUCCAAGAUUGCUCUAGUGGCACGCUCCCCUCUGUCCGAGGCCGAGAAGGAAGUCAAAGCCGCCGCUGCGGCUGCGGGCCACCCGGAGCCUCAUGUCCUCAAGCUGAACGUCAACGUCAGCUCGGAGGCAUCCGUCCGGAACGCCGCGGACGUCGUGAGCCAGGCGUUUGGCGGGAGCCUGGACGUGCUAAUCGCCAAUGCGGGUUACUCGGCCGACUGGGACCACCCCCUUGCUAAGUCGGAUCCGUCCGAGUGGUGGAAGACGUGGGAGACCAACAUCAACGGCACCUACCUCUCCGCUCGGUUCUUCACGCCGCAGGUGCUCGCGUCGUCGCUCAAGACCGUCAUCGUGCUCUCCAGCGUCGGUGCGCACCACAUUUAUCCCGGCGCCUCGUCGUAUCAGACACAAAGUUUGCGCUGUGCCGGUUUACCGAGUUUCUCGACCAGAAGUACCAUGCAAAGGGGCUGGUGGCCAUUGCCAUCCAUCCGGGCGGAGUCCAGACGGAGAUGGCGCAGAAGAUGCCCGAGCAAUUGCGCAAGGUCGUGAUUGAUACGAGCCCCGAGCUGGCAGCGGAUGCCAUUGUGUGGCUCGCCAAGGAACCGCGGCAUUGUCUGGCUGGAAGAUAUUUCUCGUGCAAGUGGGACGUGGAGGAGUUGGGAGCUCGGAAGGAUGAGAUUGUCGACAAGGAUCUGCUGAAAUUCAGACUCAGAAUCUGAUGGGGUUUACCGGUGAGUAAGAGUUUUCCCGGCUUGGUAGCUACUAAUAAGAUGACUCCAACCCCUUCCCGGUGAACAAACACCGGGGGCCGCCCGCGCGGGCGGCCGGGCAUCGCAAAAAUCGAGAUGCAGUACCUUUGCGACCUGUU